Theileria orientalis strain Shintoku is the source of this 1815-nucleotide messenger RNA. RefSeq names its product homeodomain-like containing protein. Gene Ontology annotation, molecular function: transcription corepressor activity. Gene Ontology annotation, cellular component: Swr1 complex; NuA4 histone acetyltransferase complex. The record is from RefSeq and is a predicted model, not a curated record. NCBI's taxonomy places the organism in Eukaryota, Apicomplexa, Aconoidasida, Piroplasmida, Theileriidae. The transcript is spliced from 4 exons. The coding region runs from base 1 to 1815 and encodes 604 amino acids. Gene Ontology annotation, biological process: chromatin remodeling; DNA repair; negative regulation of transcription by RNA polymerase II.
AUGGAUAAGAAGUUUUCAAAAGACAAGGAAAAGGAAAUACCUUCUAUCCCUACUUCUUAUCGUAUUUUAAUCAAGGGCCCUACUUCCUCAGCCGAUUCUAAGCAACUUAAGGUCAGUGUCGACGAUAAACGGCACAUAUGGAGGAUGUGUUCAUUCAGAAACCCAGCCAGGUCGGAUGGCCUUGUUCUAAAGCACUGGAGGCACUUUGAAAAGGGCUCCGAGUACCUUUCUCUAGUAAAGAGGCAGAGGAAAUAUGCGAGGAAUAAAAUAUCGAAAAACGUUGAUGACGAUUCAACCUGCACAUUAGCUAGAGUGGAGGAGGAGGAAUCAGUGCUGGACUCGUACUCGUUUGCCAGGGUCAACCCAUCCGUAAAAAUAUAUCGCUAUUCCGAUGACUUUUACCUUUUCCACCUUGCGGACCUGGAUCCGACGUGGACGAAGGACGAAACAGAUCUGCUCUUUGACCUGUGCGAAAUGUUCGAACUCAGGUUCAUCGCGAUUCACGACUCCUUUAAGUGGCGCAAGGACGUGUCACUCGAGAAGCUUAAGCAGCGAUACUACACAGUGACCAAGAGAAUCGUUGAGUUCUUGUUCGAGGAGAAAAUCAAAAACGAGAUCAUGAAGCACGGAAACCCGAACCACCCCGUGGUUCUUUCGCUCAAGGAGGAGUCGGCGAGGCAUCCCCUGGUUAAGUUUACAUACAACUGUGAGCAUGAUAGAGAGCGGAGGCAGAUGCUCGAGAGGAGUUACAGAAUAACGCCAGAGCAGCGCGAAGCAGAAACCCAGCUGCUGAACGAAAUAAAGAACGCAGAGGCGCUUUUGAAGUCCGAGGAGAAGAAGAGAACAGAUCUGAAGAAGCUCAAGCGCAAGUUUAACAUGAACGACAGCGAGGUAAUUCCGACACCAAAGCUGGACCAAUUCCAAUCGAGUCCCGUUUACCUCGCAAGCUCUUUCCUCAACUUUUACAAAUCACAGCUGACUCAACACCAUAACGACUCAGUUGAUGAGAUGCUUAGCGAGUUGAACAUAUCGCCGCCAGCGGUAUCUUCCCAGGCUUCAAACGAGCUAUACUGCAUUGUUAGAGGCGAUGCUGCCAUUAUGAUCAAUAUUGUGAACAAGGUCGAAAGCCUGAGAAGUGAGCUGGAACACUGGCAACAGCUCACUAAUCACUCAGUUGAACCCUCAAUUUCGUCGUACGGGCAGAGCAAGGUCAAGGACGAGACUUUUUCCGAAACCUCAGAGCACGCCCCCGUGUACCAGAUGCCGCACUCGAUCAUGGCGAAGUCGUUCCCAAAGGCGAAGCAGCCGAUGGCGCAGCUGCAGCAAAUGACAAAUGUGCCUCCCGUUACCACCGUUACCAACUUGUCGAACAUUCAGAACGUCCAGGCCUUGCACGACGACGGCAACCAGGAGGCGAUGCUCCAGGCCGCUCGCCAGCGGAUGAUGAUGCAGAGCCUGGCGCAGCAGGGCCAGCAGAUGAAGCAGAUGUACCAGAUGAAGGCCCCGGCCGGCGGAGGCGCCAGUCCUCACGCCUAUCAGCCGCAUAUGUACCCCCAGUUCGCCCAGCAGAUGUACCACCCUCAGGUGACCCCCAGGGUGCUUCAGCAGCACAUGGCCCAGAGGCUCAUUCAACAGCAGCAGUUUCAGCAGCAGCAGCAACAGCAGCAGAAGCAGCACUUUCAGCACAUGAUGCCGAUGCAUCCCGAGGGGGCCUAUUCGCCCUCGCAGCGCUACUCGCAGCCUGGGCCCUAUCCCCCGGUCAUGCAUCCUCACCAACUGCAGAAGGGUCCUCCGGGCAACAACCAGAAACAGUAG